Sorex araneus (European shrew) is the source of this 4180-nucleotide messenger RNA. RefSeq names its product cilia and flagella associated protein 61 (gene CFAP61). The record is from RefSeq and is a predicted model, not a curated record. Lineage: Eukaryota; Metazoa; Chordata; Mammalia; Eulipotyphla; Soricidae. The transcript is spliced from 27 exons. The coding region runs from base 137 to 3841 and encodes 1234 amino acids.
CGCGUCCUCUUCGGGGCGCUGAGUGGAACUCGGAGGCGUCCCGCAGUUGGGGCUGGUGGUAGGGCUCGCUGGCCCUCAGGGACGCGAAGACCGAGUGCAAAGCACCAGGAGUGCAUCCCCAGAACAGGAUAAAAAAAUGUCAGUUCUCACUUCUCCAAGAGGAACGGUAGAAGUGGUUCAUUGCCGAAGAACAGAAUCUCAGGAUAUUUGUUGCAUCCAAAAGCUUAUUAGAAAAUUUACCCAGAAGCUUUUCGGGAAGCUUAACCUCAUCUAUCUUCUGGAAAAGGCAAACCUUGCCAUUACCCUUCACAACGACAGAGAGGAGAUCAUGGCCCAUGCCAUCUUUGUGGAUUAUCCGAACUGGAAUGUUGCCCAGCAGGACAACUGGGUGUCUGUGUUCCGGGAGCUCGACUCCGAUAUUCCGUGCACACCUCUGAACACCUUGUUCAUGCACCUCUUUGUGGCUGUGGAUGAGUAUUCCAAUGGCUGCUGCAAAGAAAUGUUGCGGACUGUGUUUAAAGCAGUGCCAGAGCUGCACUUCAUAUUUCUCAUCGUGCCUGCUUACAUGAGCAUAGGCUCAACUCUCAUAAAUGUGUUUGACCUAGUGGGGAAUGUUCCGAGUCUGGCUUUCGAUGAGGAUUUUUCUGUGCAUAUAUGUCACAGGCACAAUCAUUACCCCCAGCUGCACAUACGGAGAGCCAGGGUAGAAGAUCAUGAUGCUCUUAUGCCAAUACUGAUGCGCCAUGACACAUUUCUGAAGGAGACAUAUGGGGAAUACUUCCUGGCCGAGCUAAUUGAGGCCCAAGAUGAAGAGAAUCAAGCUGCUGUGUGUGAGGUAGAAGGUAUGGCUGUUGGGUUCAUGAAUGUCUGCUCAAGAGUGAACAUACAGCUCCUGCACGAGUGCUUUGAUCUGGGGCCUUUCCAUGGACUCUGCAUCCCGCAUCCGGAGGAUGUUCUGGAACCACCGAAGAAGUUAAAACUUUACAAGAAUAAAGAUGCUGAGCUGAAGAGCAGCAGCUACGAAUCUAUGAAAAAAUUGGAGAAAUUAUCAGAACCUGUAGCUUCAGAGCCUGUAGAAAGUGCCCAGAAGAAAAUUGUGGAAGAAACAGAACCGCAGAAACUUUCCACAGAAGUGCAACACGGAGUCAGUGAGGUAGAGGUCAGAAAAGUCAGUCCAGUUUCCUCGGUGGGUGAAUUGCAUCAUUCUUUCAGUGAUCCCAGCCUGACACCCACCCUGAUGCCCGACACCAGCUCCUUCCGCCCAGUCUAUAAAGGAGCUGCCUCUGCUUUUUGUAUUCAGCUGUUUUGUGUAGAUGAAAAUUAUGAAGCAAGGUCACUGGACUUUAUGGAUUUUGUUUUUGGUCUUUUUCCUAACAAAAACUUCUGUGUCAUUUCUCUGCCGCAUAUGACCCCCGAGUUUGUUCUCAUCCAGAACUUCGUGAAGAUAGUCCCCUUCAGCAACUGCACUCUCGAGCAGGAUCUCUACGUCUUCCAUCGGGCUGGAUUGCUCAAAUCCAUUAAUAUAAGAUUUGCCACUAAAUCUGAUGUUCCUGGAGUUGAGAAUCUUGUCAGCACCCUCGUGCUGAGCAGGAGCAUAUUGGACGAUGUGAACCAGUACACGAACGCUUACAAAGAUGCUGAUGGAACACCACUUCAGGCAUUUGUGGCUAGUGUUGCGGAUCAAGUAGUUGGUGUUGCAGUGACCAGAGAUGAAAUGGACAUAGAGUACAUCCGAUCCCACUACAAUAUUGAAGAUUUCAUCUACUUUUCUCACCACCAGCGUCGGGAACACACACACUUAUAUCAUUUUGCCCUGAAUCCCAUCUUCCGACACUACUCCAAGUUUUUUCUCAAGGAGAUCUUCCGUUUAGGUUUUAAAUCCUGUCUCUAUUACCCAAUAUACCAAACACACAGGGAAGGCAAGUUCCAGAGCUCCCUCGCGCACUCGCUGACGUCUGUCCUGCAUCACCUGGUGCCCGUGCGGCCGCGGCGGCAGAUCGUCUACCCCCUGGAGAAGCUGGGCAUCAACGCCCCGUCCGAGUCAGUCUCAAAGGAGCCGUUGGGUUUUGCUUUGUAUCAUACGAACAGAAAACUAACACUGGAGCCUAAAAUAACUGUCAAUGCCAAGAUUGUGGUAGUUGGUGCAUCUAAUGUUGGAAUUUCCUUCCUAGAGACAUUGGUAUUUUGCUCUCACCUGAAGUUUAGCAAUCUCACGCUGAUUUCAACCCAUGGACUUCCAGGGAAAAGACUUCUGGAGUCUGAAGAGAGGAAGUUUUUAUCAACCGACCACUGUUUUAAUGAUAAAGAUCACGCACUGAUGUUGUUGUGUUCCUGGGUGAAUGUGGUAGUUGGUCGAAUGACUGCCAUAGAUCGAGCAGCCAAGCAUGUGGUGGUUUCCAAAGAUGAAAUUGUGCUGUACGACCACCUCAUCCUCUGCACUGGGCAGCAAUACCAGGUCCCUUGCCCUUCGGGCGUGGAUAUUAAUUUGCUCCCAACAAAUAGGGAGGUUGCAAACAAGAGUAAGCAGCGAUACACUGGUCAAGUUCCUCGAAAUCAUUUCCUUCUCAACGACGAAGAAGAUUGCUUCGAGACAUUGGCUUGGAUAAGGAAUAAUUCCAUCAUCCCAGAAGGAAAUGUCAUCGUCUAUGGGAAUACUCUUGACACAUACACCACCGUGGAAACACUCUUACACAUUGGCAUCAAGGGAUGCCACAUCUACCUGGUGCAGCCCCCGUGCCUGUACACCACCACCUGCUUCAACAACUACGUUGUGGACAAUGCCAUGGAUGCUGCACUUGCAGCAGAGGGAGUGACUGUCUACAGGGACGCUCUCCUGGCUCAGUGGAAUGACGGGCAGAACCCAGAUCCCAUCUACUGUGCCAGCUUCACUACAUUCACCAAGCCGUUCAAACUCUUCUGUUCGAUGUUCUUCAGCUUUUGUGAGAAGAAUGUGGAUUAUGAAACAUUUAAAGCAUUCAAUGAUGCGUGUCUUGUCUAUGAUGGCCGACUUGUGAUAGAUACCAGCUUUCACACUAAUGACCUGGCCAUCAGAGCUGCUGGAUCCCUCACCAAGUUUUCUAAUCGAUAUUACGCAAAUGAAUGGACUCACAGCAACUUCAGUUCCAAAGAGAUUGGUUUUCAGCUGGCAGCAACUAUGCUCAACCUCUUUGAUCCGACGAUAGAGCCUGUGACUGAGCCACCUCCUGAACUCGAUCGACUUAUACCCAUGUACAAAGGACCCAAGAUUCAAGGUGGCAUCCUUCCAAGGUCUUACUAUUAUCUGCAUAUUGCCAAGCCUGCCAUUCCAACUCCCUUAGAAGUACAUAUGACCCAGGCUGAUUUUGGCACAGAGAUAGUGACAGGUACUGCAAGUGACGGAAAUUACUUCCGAAUACAUAUUAAUAAGUAUAACAUGGUGGAAACCAUCACAUGCCUUUCGAAGAAGCCUUUCCCCACUUCCAACUAUAUCCGUUUGUUUGGCCAACAUGAGCAAGUCCUCAACAACCUGUGUAGUCGAUUCAGUGACAACAUGAUCCCAGAUCUCUAUAGCUUCUUUGAGGAGUCGUGGUCCAUGGCCAUUUUUCACGAUCGUUUUAUUGAUCUCAGGAAAAAGUUACGCCAAAUCUUAAUCUCCUCAGAGGAAGAAAACUCACCAUCCAUGGAUCAGUUAGCCUUGCAGAUAGAAGACGAGGAGCUCACCCUGAACGAGAAGCCCCGCAAGUACCUUAAGCAAGUCUACGAACAAAGCAUCUAUAAGCCGCUGGUGGAGAAGAGCAUCCUGGACUACCUGCACUACAAUCACUACCACCUGCCCAUGUACGCCUGGCCAGGCAUCAUUUAGUUCUGGCCCUGUGCUUGGAAAUCUGGCGUCUCAAAGCCUGGCUGAACUAGCACAUGGGUGAGUUUCUUUUCCACAUCCAUUGAUGCCUGGAAUUUUCUGUCACUCCAGAAGGUGGCGCAUGGCCAUCUGCCUCUAUUCUGGGGCAGGGCAAGGCUCUUAAUACCAACCCAUUCCUGUGCAGAAUAAACCAUUUUAACAGUAAAACGUGAUUGUAUUGUAUAAAAUUCGCAUGUGUGUUUACUUUGGGUACUAUUCUAUUUGAUUUUAUGAAAUGUCUUGCCUUAAUUAUGUUGAGUCUCAUGUGUUUCUCCACCAGUAUUAUUGAGCAGAAAAUCUUGC